AUGGCCAUCGCCGACGCGGUGCCGCCCCCUCCCCCGCCCCCGCCGGCGUGGAUCGUCGUCGUGGUGCUGGCGCUCGUGCACUUGGCCCGCGUCCUCUGCGUCGCGGCGGGAGCCCUCCCCUACUUGGGCUUCGCGCUCGCGUGGGUCAUCUCCGCGGCCACGGCUGGACAGAUCGUGGCAAGCCGCGCCUGGGGCGAGAGCUCCGCCCCCUUCCUCUUCCUCCAGGCCCUCAUGUACGGGGCUCUCAAGGUCCUCAUCUACAGCAUCCUUGCGUUGGUCGUGCUUCUCGUCCUGUUGGUGUGCGUGGCCUACGUGAUUGCAGCUGUAUCUGGAUCCACUUCGGGAUUCAAGAAGAGCGCCCUAGAAGCAUUCACGCAGGAGCUGGUUGCAGACUCAUUCAGGCUUCCGCGCACCGCGGUGCUUGGAUUGGUUGCGGAUGUGGCCUUCUUCCUUCUAGUGGUCGCUGGUCUUCUGGUAGUGAUGAUGUCGCCGGACGUGGAGGGUUCGAUGUCUCAGGGUGAAAUGGUCGCCUCUGUAAUCAUAGAUGUGGCACUAUUUGGUAUGCACGCGACAGCUUGCUUUGUUAUCAUCCCAGCGCUCACUCUUAGUGUGUGGAAGGGGGGCCAGGAGGACAGGAAAGCGCCAUCGCAGUUUUGUUGA
Molecule: messenger RNA, 660 nt
Organism: Triticum urartu
Lineage: Eukaryota; Viridiplantae; Streptophyta; Magnoliopsida; Poales; Poaceae
Source: RefSeq, a predicted model, not a curated record